AUGGCAAGGUCUACAAGAAGGCUACGUGAUCGUCUAUGGUGGUCUAAACUCUACACCUUCAGCUGCACAAGGCCAGCCGUCUCCAUUGAUCCACAUUCUGUCGACGGUCCCGGCUACGCCCGCAUUGUCUAUUGCAACAAACCAGAAGCUCACCGCCGGCGUCCGGUCAAGUACCAAUCCAACUACACAUCCACAACAAAGUACAACAUCAUCACCUUCCUCCCAAAGGCUAUUUUCGAACAAUUCCGGCGAGUUGCCAACCUCUACUUCCUUCUCGCCGCCGCCCUCUCCCUCACACCGGUGGCUCCUUUCUCCGCCGUAAGCAUGAUAGCACCUCUGGCCUUUGUUAUUGGACUUAGCAUGGCCAAAGAAGCUGUAGAGGAUUGGCAAAGGUUCAUUCAAGAUAUGAAGGUGAACACUAGGAAGGUCAUUGUUCAUAAAGGCAAUGGAAAAUUUGGACAUAAGCAUUGGCUUAAGGUACGUGUAGGUGAUGUUGUUAAGGUUGAGAAGGAUCAGUUCUUCUUUCCUGCCGAUCUUGUUCUCCUUUCUUCUUGCUAUGAAGACGGUAUAUGUUAUGUCGAAACUAUGAAUCUCGACGGUGAAACUAAUCUAAAGGUGAAACGAUCGUUGGAAGCGACGAUGAUCUUGGAUGAAGAUGAAGCUUUCAAGGAUUUUUCUGCUGUGAUUCGAUGCGAAGACCCGAAUCCUUUGCUUUAUACAUUUGUUGGUAAUUUAGAGUACCAGAAGGAAGUGUUUGCAUUGGAGCCAAACAAUAUACUUCUUAGAGAUUCAAAGUUGAGGAACACUGCUUAUGUUUAUGGAGUUGUUGUGUUCACUGGGCAUGAUACUAAAGUGAUGCAAAAUGCAACAAAGUCUCCUUCAAAGAGGAGUGGGAUUGAGAGAAGAAUGGAUUGUAUAAUCUAUGUGCUUUUCACUGCUCUUGUUCUUAUCUCUUUGAUUAGUUCUUCUAGUUUUGCUCAGAAGACAAAGUAUGAGAUGCCUCACUGGUGGUACUUGCAACCUAAGAGAACAACCAAUUUGUAUGAUCCUUCAAGGCCUUUGCUCUCAGGGCUCUUCCAUUUGAUCACAGCUUUGAUUCUUUAUGGCUAUUUGAUCCCAAUUUCACUCUAUGUUUCUAUUGAGGUUGUUAAAGUUCUUCAAGCCUUGUUUAUCAAACAGGACAUUCAGAUGUUUGAUGAAGAGACUGGCAAGACAGCUGAUGCAAGGACUUCUAAUUUGAAUGAAGAGCUUGGACAAGUUGAUACAAUUCUUUCUGAUAAGACUGGAACUCUGACUUGCAAUCAAAUGGAUUUCUUGAAGUGUUCCAUUGCUGGUGUUCAUUAUGGUGUGGGAUCAAGUGAGGUGGAGAUUGCAGCUGCAAAGCAGAUGGCAAUUGAGGACUCCACUUUAGCUUCUUCAGAUUACCCUGAUGAUAUCAAUGACGGCUUCUUUGGCUCGACGGAGAUCAAAUUAGAGAGUGUUGCUUGUGAGAAUGAAAACUCGAAGAAGCCGAAAAUUAAAGGUUUUAGCUUCAGGGAUGAUAGGCUCAUGGAAGGAAAUUGGAUGAAGGAACCAAACUCAAAAUACCAUUUGAAGUUUUCAUUACCUCUUUUGUCAUCGCAGUUCCAGGCAGAUAAGGUGACCGGAGGUUUUACAUAUGAAGCAGAGUCUCCUGAUGAAGGCACAUUUCUUGUUGCUGCAAGAGAGUUCGGGUUUGAAUUCUGUAAAAGAACUCAGUCCAGUGUUUUCAUCAGAGAAAGAUAUCCUAAUUUCUCUACUACAAUCGAAAGGGAGUACAAGGUUCUGAAUCUUUUGGAAUUCAGCAGCAAAAGAAAGAGAAUGUCAGUGAUUGUUCAGGAUGAUUCAGGGAACAUUCUUCUUCUUUGCAAAGGUGCAGAAAGCAUUAUAUUUGAUAGAUUGUCGAGGAAUGGUGGAAUGUAUGAAUACGAAACAAGUAUGCAUUUGAAAGAUUACGGUGAAUCUGGGUUGAGAACUCUGGCUCUAGCCUAUCGGAAACUUGAACCCACAGAGUACAAUGCCUGGAAGACAGAACUCCUAAAUGCAAAGACUAGCAUCGGGCCGGACAGAGAAACUCAGCUCGAACACGUCUCUGAUAUGAUUGAAAGGGAGUUGAUCCUUGUUGGUGCUACUGCUGUUGAAGAUAAAUUACAGAAAGGAGUUCCUCAAUGUAUUGACAAACUUGCACAAGCUGGUCUAAAGAUUUGGGUGCUUACUGGUGAUAAGAUGGAGACUGCAAUAAACAUUGGAUAUGCUUGCAGUUUACUCAGGCAAUGCAUGAAACAGAUAUCGAUAUCGACAAUGAGCAAUGAAUUUCCAAGCCAAGAUGCUAAGAAGGCAAUUAAGGAUGACAUUCUCCUGCAAAUAUCAAAUGCAUCUCAAAUGAUCAAACUGGACAAAGAUCCACAUGCUGCAUUUGCUCUCAUUAUUGAUGGCAGAGCUUUGAGCUAUGCUUUGGAGGAUGAUUUGAAGCAUCACUUCUUGAAUCUCGCUAUCGAUUGCGCAUCGGUUAUUUGCUGCCGCGUCUCUCCCAGACAGAAAGCACUGGUGACCAAAUUGGUGAAGGAGGGAACAGGAAAGACGACAUUAGCUAUCGGCGAUGGUGCAAAUGAUGUAGGAAUGAUUCAAGCUGCCGAUAUCGGUGUCGGUAUAAGCGGAGUCGAAGGAAUGCAAGCAGUGAUGGCAAGUGACUUCUCAAUAGCACAAUUCCGAUUUCUCGAGACACUUCUCCUUGUCCAUGGCCACUGGUGCUACAAAAGGAUUGCAAAGAUGAUAUGCUAUUUCAUAUACAAGAACAUUGCUUUUGGAUUCACACUGUUCUACUUUGAAGCAUUCACUGCAUUUUCUGGGCAAUCAAUAUAUGAAGACUGGUACAUGCUUCUCUUCAAUGUGGUUCUCACUUCUCUUCCAGUCAUUGCUCUUGGUGUCUUUGAGCAAGAUGUCCCUUCUGAAGUCUUCUCUCAGUUCCCGGCAUUAUACCAGCAAGGUCCGAACAACCUCUUCUUCGACUGGAAAAGAAUCCUGGGUUGGAUGCUCAAUGGCGUCUACGCAUCCAUUAUCAUUUUCAUCAUCAACAUCAACAACAUUGGUGGCAAUCAAGCCUUCCGUGAGAGUGGCCAAACUCCGGACCUCACCGCGGUCGGCACAACCAUGUUCACCUGCAUAAUUUGGUCUGUGAACAUCCAAAUUGCACUCACCAUGUCCAACUUCACCUGGAUACAACACCUCUUUAUCUGGGGCAGCAUCAUUGCAUGGUACAUGUUCCUUUCAAUCUACGGCGCAUUUUCGCCUUUAAUCUCCGGCAAUGCAUUCCUGAUUCUCCGGGAAGUGCUCGGUCCGGCACCGGCUUACUGGUUGGUGACACUAGUAGUGACAGUGGCAUGUAAUUUGCCAUACAUGGUGCAUAAUUCAUAUCAGAGAUUGUUGUAUCCUUUGGAUCAUCAUGUGAUACAAGAGAUUAAACAUUUCAAGAAGGAUGUGGAAGAUCAGAGGAUGUGGACUAGAGAAAAGUCGAAAGCUCGGCAGUGCACGAAAAUCGGGUUUUCGGCAAGAGUUGAGGAAAGAAUUAGGAUUAUCAAGAGAGCUGGUUGCAUUGGAAAGCCUGGAACUUUCAGCACUCAGCUUGUUCGUUCUCCUCCUUCUCCUCCUCCUUCAUGA
Messenger RNA from Dioscorea cayenensis subsp. rotundata (Guinea yam), 3675 nucleotides. RefSeq names its product probable phospholipid-transporting ATPase 4. Gene Ontology annotation, cellular component: plasma membrane. The record is from RefSeq and is a predicted model, not a curated record. NCBI's taxonomy places the organism in Eukaryota, Viridiplantae, Streptophyta, Magnoliopsida, Dioscoreales, Dioscoreaceae. Gene Ontology annotation, molecular function: ATP hydrolysis activity; ATPase-coupled intramembrane lipid carrier activity; ATP binding. Gene Ontology annotation, biological process: phospholipid translocation. The transcript is spliced from 9 exons. The coding region runs from base 1 to 3675 and encodes 1224 amino acids.